AUGGCUGCAGCGAAGGCCCAUGCAAGGCCGCAGAUGGUCAAAGAGAACGGAGAUGAACCGUCUAAUUUUCCAGAAUCAGAAUCAGAAUCAGACCAUUCCGGGGAGAGCUCUAACGAAGGCGACUCCGGCUCCGAUUCUCUCGAUAGUCAAUCAUCAAGAAAAAGAAGAAAAAUCUCUCCAGAACCUGAUAAUGACGAACUACAAAUCCCCGUAUCUUCUGUUCCUUCACGGAUAAAAUCGAAAGUCAAAAGCCAUGCGAUUGAGAAGGAAACAAAUCCAGGUGCAAUUCUUGCACCCAUAGACCCCCAGACGAGCUUUGCAUCUCUAGAUGUUAAGCCAUGGCUGGUGGCAUCUUUGAAUAAUAUGGCAAUCAAGAGACCAACUGGGAUUCAGAAGGGAUGUAUACCAGAAAUAUUGAAGGGACGCGACUGCAUUGGAGGUAGUAGGACAGGUUCAGGAAAGACGGUGGCAUUUGCUGUCCCAAUUCUGCAGAAAUGGGCAGAAGAUCCGUUUGGAAUUUUUGGGCUCGUAUUGACACCAACGAGGGAACUUGCACUGCAAAUCUACGAGCAGUUCAAAGCCAUUUCGUCCCCUCAAUCACUCAAAGCGGUCCUAAUUACUGGUGGGUCAGAUAUGCGACCGCAAGCUACAGCCCUGGCCCAACGACCACAUCUUGUCAUUGCCACCCCAGGUCGGCUAGCCGAUCAUAUACGAACCUCUGGGGAAGAUACAAUUUGUGGUUUGCGACGGGUGAAGAUGGUGGUUCUCGAUGAGGCUGAUCGAUUGCUGGCAAGUGGAAGUGUUGGAAGCAUGUUACCGGAUGUUGAAGAAUGUCUCUCAAUUCUUCCUUCACCAGCAAAAAGACAGACAUUACUCUUUACUGCUACAAUUACCCCAGAAGUUCGGGCUCUAAAAGAACUCCCACGGACGCCAGGAAAGCCUCCAGUCUUCGUGUGCGAGGUCGAUACCCAAGCACUCGCAAUUCCAACUUCGCUCAACCAAAUGCAUCUUCAAAUCCCAGUCACCCACCGAGAACAUUACCUUCACAUGUUUCUCCUCACAGAUCACAACCUCCCAAAAUCUAUUAUAAUAUUCUGCAAUCGCACUUCAACAGCAGACUACCUCACCCAUUUACUUCGUCUUCUCGAGCACCGAGUUACCGCUUUGCACUCCAAACUCCCUCAAAGACAGAGAAUCGAUAAUCUCGGUCGAUUCCGGGCUUCAGCAGCAAGAAUUCUAGUGGCCACAGACGUCGCAGCUAGAGGUCUAGAUAUUCCUGAAGUAGGCCUGGUAAUAAACUACGACAUCCCCCGCGAUCCAGAUGAUUACAUUCACCGCGUCGGACGAACAGCCAGAGCAGGGCGAAAGGGUGACGCAGUCACAUUCGUGGGACAGCGAGACGUGCAGCUCGUCCAAGCAAUUGAAGAACGCGUGGGAAGACAAAUGGACGCCUGGGAAGAAGAAGGCGUGAAUUUGGAGACGAGAGUCAUUAGAGAAGCGCUGAAGUUGGUGGGAGAGAAGAAACGAGAGGCGAUGUUAGAGAUUGAGGAGGGCAGAGAGUCCCAGAAGAAAGGAAACAAGAUGUCUGAAUCACCCGAUAAAUCUCAAUCCUCUUCCUACAGUUCUCAGAAAGCAACUGUUGCAACGCUUAGCUUAUCUGAGAAGCUCCAGACGAUACCUAUUCUUCUCACAGUUGUUGUCAAUGUCAUCACAUCGCUUUUCACAGCCGCCUAUAGAGGCAAAGACAGAAAACCCUCAGGAGGGCUAUACAAAUAUGUAAUGCUUACAGCUCUUCGAACCUUGACUCGAAAAGCAAGUGUUCGACAGCAACACUAUAUCUCCGCCCCUACAGACGACAACUACAUCAUAGCCUGCAAGAAACGCGGCGUCCAACCCAACAGCAUCACCCUCUCAGACGGAACGCGCGCAAACUGGAUCGGCGACUCCUCUGCCGAAAAACUCAUCAUAAAUUUCCACGGUGGCGGCUACGUAUUCCCCGCAGCCCCAGAAAUGUUCGAGUUCAUGUUCCAAAUCAUUGCCGUCCUGCAAAGCCAAGGCAAAAACGUCUCCUGCCUCUUCCUCUCCUACGACCUAGCUCCAGCUCGCGUCUACCCGCGGCAGCUCCAACAAGCCGCCAUGCUGAUGAACCACGUCCUGCAUACGCUGCACAUCUCCCCUGCCAACAUAAUCCUGACAGGGGAUUCCGCGGGCGGGAAUCUAGCUUUGGGACUACUAUCGCAUAUCUCGCAUCCGCACCCUGGUCUGCACGGCGUCGAGGUGCCGAAGGUAGAAUUAAACCUAGGAGCUGAAAGUGGAAGUGGAAGUGGCGGUGCAAAUGAGAAAUUAAUCGGAAUCGUGUUAAUCAGUCCCUGGGUAUCCUUUAACCUCACGAGUGCCAGUUGGAACCGCAAUAAAUACAAAGAUUGCCUCGACAAAGUCGCCGGUCAGCAAUGGUCUUCGGCCUUCCUGAACCACCCGCAGCCUCUCGAUGCCGUCAGCGAUUACUACAACCAGGCCGUCACGGCGCCCGAGAGCUGGUGGGAGGGCGCGGAGGUAGAGAGCGUGUUUAUUGUGGCGGGUAGGGAGGAGGUGCUUGUUGAUGGCAUUACGGAAUUUGCGGGGAAGUUUGAAAGGGGGGUAGGUGGGGCGGGGAAUGUGGAGUUUAGGGCUUUGGAUGGCUUUCAUGUGCAGCCGGCUCUUGAUUUACAGAUGGGGUAUACGGAGGCUCAGGAGGGGGAGCAGGCCACGACCAUUAAAAGCUGGAUUGCGAGUCACUUUUGA
Messenger RNA from Lachnellula hyalina, 2781 nucleotides. RefSeq names its product ATP-dependent RNA helicase (gene dbp8). The transcript has 7 exons. The record is from RefSeq and is a predicted model, not a curated record. Lineage: Eukaryota; Fungi; Ascomycota; Leotiomycetes; Helotiales; Lachnaceae. Gene Ontology annotation, molecular function: nucleic acid binding; ATP binding; hydrolase activity. The coding region runs from base 1 to 2781 and encodes 926 amino acids.